Messenger RNA from Coccomyxa subellipsoidea C-169, 1521 nucleotides. RefSeq lists its product as hypothetical. The coding region runs from base 1 to 1521 and encodes 506 amino acids. NCBI's taxonomy places the organism in Eukaryota, Viridiplantae, Chlorophyta, Trebouxiophyceae, Coccomyxaceae. Gene Ontology annotation, biological process: protein monoubiquitination; protein polyubiquitination. Gene Ontology annotation, molecular function: ubiquitin protein ligase activity. The transcript is spliced from 9 exons. The record is from RefSeq and is a predicted model, not a curated record.
AUGGCUGCAGGGCCUUCUGAACGAGCGAGCUACACCUUCUUCGACCUGGCACAGCAGCCCUUGGACCUUCCCCAGGAGCCCCUGUCGGAGGUGGACCUGAUCAGUGAUGAGGACAGCCAAGGCGGCCUCCCUGUCUGCCCCAUAUGCUUGGGAGAGAUAUUCGACCUCCGGGACAAAGCGGUGGUCAUCUCCUGCAUGCAUGUCUUCUGCCUCGCCUGCAUCUCGCGCUGGUCCUCUCUCAAGAAGUCCUGCCCUCUCUGCAAGAGCCGCAUACAAGGCUACAUGUACAAUAUACUGUCGGUGACGGACUAUCAGGAGCGGAUUCUGCCGGCGACGCCGCCGCGUGCCAAAACGCCGCCCAGCCCGGUGCAGCAGCGGCAGCGGGGAGUUGCGCUUAUUGACGCGCGACCAUCCGGGGGCGUGCGGCGUGAUGCGGGCAGAGGGCAGCUACCCGGCGGGCAGCCGCUGCUGCCUGACCGGCCCGGCGACCGCACAUCGGUGUUCCGCCGGGGCCGAGAGCAGAUCGAGGAGUUUGUACCAGGCAUUUGGCCGCCGGUCAGGGCUGCGCGCAGCAUGGAUGCCAGCACGAGCUCGCGACAUGCACCCUUGAAGGAGCCGCGCCCUUACUUUUACAGAGUGCAGGCUCAGGCGCAGUCCCAGGUACUGGGCGGACCCCUCGCCGGCAGAGGGGGAUCUAGGGCGGUCGAUGGCGCGUCUUCACAGCAAGAUGCAGUCGAAGCGUGGCGGCGGCACGUCUAUGUGCAGGGAAUGCGCGCAGUGCCCAUGGAGGAGGCGGCGGUUGCCGGCCAGCCGGGAAUGUCGGAGGAUCGGCGCGCGGCGCGGCUAAGCGCGUGGGUCGAUCGUGAGCUGCGUUCCCUCCUGCAGACCGAUGACGUCGCCAUCGUGCGCGCUUAUGUCAUGGGCCUCGUGCGGGGGAUUGGGUUCGCCCGCUCCGGUGAUGGCACUGAGCCGCCGGCCAGGCAGCCACAGGGUGCUGUUGGCAGUGGGAGGGGUGGCGAGCAGACAGACGCGGUAGCGGCGUUGCGGCCCUUUCUGCAGGAGCAUGCCGAGCACUUCUGGCACGAGCUGCGGUGCUUUGCAGCCGUGCCUCUUUCCAUGCAGACCUACGACCGGCUUGUCAGAUACAAAGAUCCCCGGCAAGCAGCAGCAUCCUCCCCCACACCAGUGCCUUCCACCGACUCCUCAUCCACAGCCGCUCUUCUUGAGCCGCUGCCGCGCAGCCGAGCCGGCAGCGCCGUGGCCGGGGCCCCCCGCCCAACGGUGGAGGACCCACAGCCGAGCAGUGGCCACCGGGGGAACCGUGGCGGGAGCCCCGAGCUGAGCAGGAAGCGGCGGCGCUUCAGCAGCCGCCCGCCAGAGGAGGCCGGCUCUGAUGGGGCGGUCGGCGGCCGGGAGUCUGAUAGUCGGCAUCCCAGGGAUCAGGUGCCAUUCCGGCAGAAGCUUGACAGAGCAUAUGACCCUUCUGCCAGGAACUGCAGCAGCAGCGUGACAAGAGCAUAA